AUGCCUGACGACGCUCUACUAUCUCAAAUCCUUAGCAAGCUCGACGCGUUGACCACGACUCAGGCAACGCUGACGGAGCGUGUCGAAUCUCUGACGCGUACCGGGGCUGGCGUGCCUACUAUUAGUCAACCGAAUCGACCUGCGAGUCCGACGGUAACGUUGUCCAGCUCAGGCAUAGGCUUGGGCACCAGUCCACCCGUCUCAAGCUCUCCUGGGCUAGCGGGUAUCCCUACCGCUGUGAGCGUGAGCGCUCUUACAGCUUCACGGCCCACAGGAACGCCAAUCGAGCAGCCUAAAGAUAAAGCCCUCUAUCCAAACCGCGUUAUCUUGACCACCUACCCCGAUCAAACAGGGAUAAAGCCUAUCCCACUCAAAUGGGCUGCCGACACUCCAACUGCCAGAGGCCCGAUUGUGUGCUCACGUCUGCCAUCCAGUAUCAAGUUGCGCAAUGCCAUCGGCGCCCACUCUGGCUCCUACUCGAUUUAUCGUGCGCUCGCUAUUGCAAUGGGGACCCUUUCGCCUACUCACCAGCCUAACUAUUCGUUAACCGAGCCUCCGGUCGAAAUCCCGCCUCAGGCUAGUUGGUUCGAUCCUAAGAAAAUUGUGUCUUUUGAUCCAUGGGGACAUGUAGUUCAACAAGUAUAUGCCAACGAGAUUGCGAGUGGAUUGGACGUCAGACCCAGUAUUGCAAUCACCAAAGCUCACAUUAAAUUGUCUGAAAUCGAUGCUGCUCUUACUACGCCAACCGCACUCCCUGUCGACGGUAAAAUCGUUAUCAAAUCUCGCCCGCUUUUGAAUCCAGACGGAACACAGAGUGACGCGGAUCCUGGUAUUGAACUGGCCUGUAGCAAGGCCGCCGUAGAACCCGUAUGGUGGCUCCCUGGAGUUGCCGAGCGCUUUGGAAUUCACGAAUCUCUACUUCGCCGAGCACUUUUUGAAGAAACCGGCGGCAUGUAUCCUGAAUUGAUUACUCGACCUGACAUUAAGGUGUUUUUGCCUCCAAUUGGUGGCUUGACCGUCUACAUCUUCGGUAAUCCUGCACACAUGCGCGACCCAACCAAAGAGCUCACAUUACGUGUACACGAUGAAUGCAACGGAUCUGAUGUCUUCGGUUCGGAUAUUUGCACGUGCAAACCUUACCUUGUUUUCGCGAUCGAAGAAUGUGUCCGCACUGCCCAAAAGGGUGGAGUCGGAAUUGUAGUGUACUUCCGCAAGGAAGGUAGAGCACUGGGAGAAGUCACCAAAUACCUUGUGUAUAACCUCCGUAAGCGUGGCGGCGAUAGUGCAGAUAAAUACUUCAAGUCCACGGAACUUAUUGCGGGAGUCAAGGACAUGCGGUUCCAAGCAUUGAUGCCAGACAUUCUUCACUGGCUCGGAAUCACAAAGAUUGACAACAUGAUCUCGAUGAGUGAUAUGAAAUACAACGCGAUCGUCGAUUCUGGAAUCCCUAUCUUGAAGCGAUACGAUCUACCGGAACAUCUCAUUCCACCCGACUCGCGUGUAGAGAUUGACGCUAAGAUUGCCUCUGGUUACUUUACUAGUGGCAAGAAGGUUACCGAAGCAGAUCUUUACAAGACAGUUGGGCGUACUUGGGAGGAGACGGACCACUGA
This is a messenger RNA of Rhizoctonia solani, 1611 nucleotides long. Its product is annotated as GTP cyclohydrolase N terminal. The record is from RefSeq and is a predicted model, not a curated record. The coding region runs from base 1 to 1611 and encodes 536 amino acids. Gene Ontology annotation, biological process: riboflavin biosynthetic process. NCBI's taxonomy places the organism in Eukaryota, Fungi, Basidiomycota, Agaricomycetes, Cantharellales, Ceratobasidiaceae. Gene Ontology annotation, molecular function: GTP cyclohydrolase II activity. The transcript has 12 exons.